UGUACAACACAUAUUGUUUCAUGUAAAGUUUAGUUCUAAAAAUACAUAUUGCUUUACAGAAAAUGUAACUUUUGAAAAAUCACUAUUUUUAAAACUUCCCUUAGUGUUCUUUGAAAAGCUAAUCGAACAUGAAUCUUAAACCAUCUGAUAUAUAUUAUUCACAGGAUAGUAUUAGCAGUAUAUUUGGUGACAAUACAACUCACAGAGGGAAGAGAAUUGGUGAAACAUUGGACGACAUAAUUAAUGGAAGAUGCCAAGUCACUUCUAUACCAGUUAUUGAAGUAAAAAAUAUCGGUGGGAAAUGGUACACUUCAGACAACCGUCGUCUCUGGGUGUUUAAACAUCUACAACGGCUUGGGAGAUGCGAACAAAUACCAGUGCGACUUUGUCGUAAUUUCAAUCCCAGAAAGUUUACAACAACAAAUGGCGGUGUGGAUAUACGCGUACGUGGUCAUGGACCUGGUGGAAUAUGGUAUAUGCGCUCAUAUCCCUCCACCGAUCUUCAAACGAGAACGCUUGGGGAUACUUUAUGUACAGCAAAGUCAAGUGAUCAACAGUUACGUGCAACGCAUUUUAAUGUUAACAAUCCAAUCGAAAAGCAUACAGGCAUUGAACUUGCCAGACAUCAGAUUGGCAACGAAUUUAAAGCUGAUAAUUCAUCGUAUGAAAAAGAAAACUGCAAAUCAAACGUUACCGCAAGUAAAAGGUCAGACGUGAAAUUUAAAUAUGCGGAUUUUUCGGACAUACAAAGCCAACAGGCAAUCGGGUUUUCAGAUCGAGCGCAUGAUACUCGUUCACCUAGCAUUUUAGCUAUGCAUGAUACCAAUCGUGAAAUCAAUGAGACAAAAGCACAGAGAGGCUGUAUAGUGCAAACUGGCAUAGUAAACGAGUCUUUACAACGAAUGUCUAUCUCCCCUGGCCACACAUUACAAACUACCGCCAGAGUGUUCUCAACACCGAAUGCUGAGACGCGAACACAAACGUAUUUAGAAAUACUUCAUAAUCGUUAUUUACAUACUGAUAUUGAAAAACCAAAUGCUCAUGCCAUGGCUAACAUACAGACAUCGAAGGCACAUUCUAAGAUAUGUGAAAAUUAUCAAGAGUUGACCUUUAGGCAAGCAAGACAGAGCAUUUCCUUCGAAUAUGACAGAAAGCAAACCGACUUUGCCUUUGAGAAAGAAAUAUCAUCUAUGCCCUCGAACGAAAAUGCAAAUAUGCCAUAUUGGAAUAAACAAACAGCAUGCAUGGCACCAAUGACCUUUCAUGAAUCAAAAUCAACAAAAGCCGCGACAUUACACAAUACCAAAACUGAUAUCAAUAAUGAUAAGCCUGACAGAAAAUACUUUGAGACGAAAUUACAAAGUCCAAGUCAAGAUAUACUGGCAGAUGGUUAUUUUGUUCCGCCAGAGAAACCGAUUUUUAACAAUCCGACAAAGUCUGAAAAUAAUUCGCAUGCUACAAUUGAGUAUUUGAGUGCAACAAAUAUGGCUAGCAGUCAGGAGAUGGGUUCAAGAGACACACCCAACAAGCCGAACGUGAAAGUAAAAUAUAUUGCAACGGAACCUACCGAUUUUGAAGUAUAUACGCGCGCAAGAAACGCUAAAGGAAAUGUUGUUGUUUCAGAAAAAAGGUCAAGCGCACGUCGUCUUAAAACAAGCGACUUUAAAGAGGUAUCUACGGAAGGUUAUACAAAUUCAAAUCAUUCGACCAGUAUAAGUUUCGAGCAUGUAAAUGAGUCAGAAACGAACAAAUCUGAGCAAAUAUAUGAAAGCAAGCCGCGUAUAAAGUCAACUCUGGAAGGAAACAACAGAACGGCAAGACUGUUUCCCGAAAAUUUUAAAGUAACUACUGUAGCAAACACCAGCAGACAAAUGGAUGAGAUCCCCCUAAAUGUAUCCACAGAGAAAGUGAGAAAUAUAUCGGGGAAAGAUUUAAAGGUCCCAUAUCCGAUCGUUUCGGAAGAUUCAGUGGCUGUUGGUUUUACAACAAAAUCAAUAUGCAGCUCAAACAGAGACAAGAAACAUUCUACCGACAAACUAGAAUAUCCAGCUAGAGAUGAAGAAGUGUUUCGAUGUUCAACAUCUACAACAAAAAACAUUUCAAAACCACUAGCCUCCGGCACAAAUACGACAAGAACUGAAUCAACAAGUGAUCGCGAUUUAAGAGGAGAUGGGCAGGUGGCCGUCUCGGGAACGAGACACAUCACCCCAUCGGCAGCGCGGGAGGAAAUAAAUGCAACAAGUGCAUCAAAACAUAAAAACAAGGUUUCUGUCACAAACAAUAGUAGACAUUCAAUACCCGAUAAAGCUGACACUUCUGACAGUUUGACAAGUGCACGGACUAUAUACAUAUAUCAAGAAAAGGCUCAUAAAGCAACCAUAAUUACAAACCAGCGUGUUCUAUCAGAUACCAGUGAACACUCAGGUAAUACACUACGGAAGAGAUGUGAAGAAGGAAAUGUAAAACACUCGAAUCAGUUAAACGAUACUGAAGCUGCUGGAAAAGAAAGCUAUAGAACUUUACCAAUGAAAAAUAUGAUUAAAGAACCAUUUAUUGAACACACCAAAUACCCACAAAACAACGAAAUUGAACGGAAAGGCUGCACAGAUAAGCAUUUUCCACCGGAUUUUUGUGUACGUAAAUUGAAACCAGAACCAACGAAAUUAUCGAUACCUGAAAGUCAUAGCGAAAACAAAACUGGUGAAUCGAUUCCUAUAUCAGCACUUUACUAUACAGACACGGAUAAAACAUCGCAUAGAAGAGACACGCACAGGGGCAGUGAGAUUCAAUAAUUGGGUUGUAUCCGCAGACUUAACAAUAGAUAAAAAUUCAGAAAAAAUAUCAACCUGUCAAGAAACUGUCUCUUACAACGAUAGAGUAUACUUCCAGAAGUCACCGGAUGUAAAAGCAGUUAAUGACAAUCAAUUACAAAGCCUUUCAAAAAGUGGGAGAAAAAAUAACGACCCUGCAACAAAGUGUAUAAAUAAAGAUACUGGUUUGAUAAUAAUGAAACAAGCAGAUGAAUCUUUAAGAAUGGCGAACACCUGUGAUGAAAAUUCCCUUACAAACGAACGGUACCGUAUUAAAAGAAAACCGGUUCGUGUCGAAUCAGAGGGGAGACUACAAGUGGGGACAGCUGCAAAGCCACGAGCAAGAAUUGAUCAAAACGUAAAUGAAUCAAUAACUGGUAUGUUUAAAACUGUUUACAACGAGUUAGAUGACGACUAUGACAGCGAUUCGGAUGAAGUGUACGUAAACAAAGCGGGGACUAUAAAAACACUGGAAAAUCGAAGGUCGAAGAAGAAAUAACAUCACCGAUACAAAAAGAAACUAAGAUAUCUAAGAUGCGUACAAACAUGCGUGUAAGCGAUCCUCUGCACGUUCAAUACAACAAAAAUAAAUAAUAAUACUAAUAAAAUAAAACAGUGCUUAAGAAUUAUGAUGAAUUAGAUGGACAAAUGCACUUCUAAAAUGUAUUGUAAAUAUUGAAAUGACGGGAUUGCAAACUUCCUUGAUAUAAAGAUAAGUUAUCUUAAUGGUUUUUAAUGUGUUAUUAUUUUGACAAAUUGAUAUUGUUACUAUAUUCCAAUUAAAAUGGUUCAUGACAUAAUUGUAACGAACUUAAAAAGAAAACAGUGUGUUUGGUGUAUACUGAGUGUGAACAACCUUUAUAUUCUUAAGUAUUUUGUAUUUAAUUUUUUUUUAAGUGGUUUGAAUGCAAUAUGGGCAUUACAAGGUGUUUUCAUUUUAUUAAGUUGUUAAGUUAAACAAGAUUAUUGUACAUGGAAAGUUAUCCAGAUUUUACCCUGACAUGUAUAUUAAAGUUACUAGUUUGAA
Molecule: messenger RNA, 3837 nt
Organism: Dreissena polymorpha
Lineage: Eukaryota; Metazoa; Mollusca; Bivalvia; Myida; Dreissenidae
Exons: 2
Coding region: 129-2792 (887 amino acids)
Source: RefSeq, a predicted model, not a curated record